Heterobasidion irregulare TC 32-1 is the source of this 327-nucleotide messenger RNA. RefSeq lists its product as uncharacterized. The record is from RefSeq and is a predicted model, not a curated record. NCBI's taxonomy places the organism in Eukaryota, Fungi, Basidiomycota, Agaricomycetes, Russulales, Bondarzewiaceae. The coding region runs from base 1 to 327 and encodes 108 amino acids. The transcript has 2 exons.
AUGUCAUCGAACGCUACCGAUGAGUCUACGCGUUUCGAGCCCCGGUUCAAAGCGCGCCUGCGCGUGCGUUGUAGCGCAUAUGCCGCGCAAGUCGCUCGCCUCGCCUCGACGCGCGGUUCUUCGAACCUCGUUACGGCAUCGAGUACGCCCGGCUCUCCUCAGGAGAGUGCACGGAAAGUUUCGGCGGACCGCUCGCCCCAACACGCCGCCCGAAUCAGGAUCAUGCUCAACAAGCACACACCUUUUCCCCCUCCCUCGCUCGCGCACACAUCGGCUGUGCCCGCUUCUAUCGCUCCGUCCCCAAACCCGCCGCACGAUUAUCAGUAG